Molecule: messenger RNA, 447 nt
Organism: Emys orbicularis (European pond turtle)
Lineage: Eukaryota; Metazoa; Chordata; Testudines; Emydidae
Product: complexin-3-like
Exons: 3
Coding region: 1-447 (148 amino acids)
Biological process (GO): neurotransmitter transport; synaptic vesicle exocytosis; regulation of neurotransmitter secretion
Cellular component (GO): SNARE complex; terminal bouton
Molecular function (GO): syntaxin binding
Source: RefSeq, a predicted model, not a curated record
AUGGAAUCGGUGGUGAAGUCUGCUUUCAGGGCCCCAGUGAAACAGCUGCAGUGCUGCAUCUCUGCUGUCUUUCCCGAGGACAAGGACUGCCAAGCAUUAGGAGGCUGCAUAAAGGGUCCAGCAGAACAGAACCAGAGGACCCAGGGCAAGAAGAGCAAACGGGACGUGGUCUAUGCUCAGAGAAAGGCUGAGCGUGCAGCCAUCAGAACCCACAUCAGAGAGAAGUACCAGCUUCCCAAGAACAAGGUGGAUAAGAAGCAGCUGGAGAUCAUUGGGGGGAAGGUGAAAAUGCUGCAGGACCACGUGGCUGUGGUGAGGCCUCAGGGCACCCCUGAAUCUGAGUCCUGCAUCUCUGGCCUCAGUGCUAUGGAUCUCAGCUCCCUGAAAAAAACAACAGAGAGCACAAUGCAGUCCCUGCGGCUGGGGCUGCGCUGUCUUAUCAUGUGA